This is a messenger RNA of Recurvomyces mirabilis, 1599 nucleotides long. RefSeq names its product Plasma membrane low glucose sensor. The coding region runs from base 1 to 1599 and encodes 532 amino acids. The record is from RefSeq and is a predicted model, not a curated record. Gene Ontology annotation, cellular component: membrane. Gene Ontology annotation, biological process: carbohydrate transport; transmembrane transport. The transcript has 6 exons. Lineage: Eukaryota; Fungi; Ascomycota; Dothideomycetes; Mycosphaerellales; Teratosphaeriaceae. Gene Ontology annotation, molecular function: carbohydrate:proton symporter activity.
AUGGGUCUCGCUUUGAAGAAGCCCGACGAUGUCGCAGGCGCCGCAUGGCCCGCCAUCAUGAUCGGCCUCUUCGUGGCCUUCGGAGGUGUGCUCUUCGGCUACGACACAGGCACAAUCGGAGGCAUCCUGGGCAUGGAAUACUGGCAAACACAAUUCGCCACAAACGGCCGCGACUCGAUCACCCCAGCCGAAGAGUCCCUCAUCGUGUCCAUCCUGUCUGCCGGCACCUUCUUCGGCGCUCUGCUCGCCGCGCCUGUGGCAGACAACCUUGGCAGAAAAAUGGGGCUGAUACUGUCUUGCGGUAUCGUCUUCAAUUUGGGGGUUAUUCUGCAGACAGCUUCGACUGCGCAGCCCAUGUUUAUCGCUGGUCGCUUCUUCGCGGGUCUGGGUGUAGGUCUCGUCUCUGCUAUGAUCCCGCUUUAUCAGAGCGAGACUGCGCCUAAGUGGAUCCGCGGUACUAUUGUAGGAUCAUAUCAGCUGGCCAUCACCAUCGGUCUCUUCCUCGCAGCAUGCGUGAACUACGGUACCCAGAAUCGCCUCGACAGUGGCUCUUACCGCAUCCCCGUUGCCGUGCAGUUCGCGUGGUCCCUGAUUAUCGUCUUCGGCAUGCUUGUGCUCCCGGAAACUCCCAGAUUCCUAAUAAAGCAAGACAAGCACGAGAAAGCUGCCAAGGCGCUUUCCACACUUCGCCGCCUCGAUGUUGACCACCCCUCUCUCGUUGAAGAGUUGUCCGAGAUCACCGCCAACCAUAGGUAUGAGGCUAGCCUGUCUAAGGCAUCGUACCUGGACUGCUUCAAGGGUACAGUUGGGAAACGACUUUUGACUGGAUGCUUGCUGCAAGGACUUCAGCAGCUGACUGGUGUGAACUUCAUCUUUUACUACGGUACCGCCUACUUUCAGCGAGCCGGCUUCAACAACCCUUUCAUCAUCUCUGUAAUCACGAACUCCGUCAACGUCAUCUCUACAUUCCCUGGUCUCUACCUUGUCGAAAAGAUGGGUCGCCGGAAUCUCCUCCUCAUGGGUGCCAUCGGUAUGGCUAUCUGCCAGUUCAUCGUCGCCAUCACGGGUACUGUAGCAGGCACCACCGACCUCGCGGCUCAACGGGUCGCUAUCGCAUUCGUCUGCAUCUAUAUCUUCUUCUUCGCCAGUUCAUGGGGUCCUGUUGCUUGGGUGGUCACGGGAGAGCUCUUCCCGCUCAAAGUUCGAGCAAAAUGUCUGUCUAUGACCACCGCCACCAACUGGUUGUUGAACUUCGCAAUCGCCUACGCAACACCAUAUAUGGUCAACGACGGCGGUGCAGGCUACGCAAAUCUCGGCUCGCGAGUUUUCUUCGUCUGGGGCUCGUUCUGCUUCAUCUGUAUCUUCUUCGUGUGGAUGCUCAUCUACGAGACCAAAGGUUUGGCUCUCGAGCAAGUCGACGAACUUUACGCCGUGAUCAGCCAGGCAUGGAAGAGCAAGACUUUCACGCCUACUAUCAGCUUCACCGAGGUUGGUGAGAAGGGUGAGGAUGGUAGGUCGAUGAGCAUUACCGAUGUUGUGGAUAGGAAGGCUAGCACUGGUCAUGUGGAUCAGUCUUACGAUGGAGGGCGUGCGAUGUAA